Messenger RNA from Medicago truncatula (barrel medic), 1777 nucleotides. RefSeq names its product flotillin-like protein 1. Lineage: Eukaryota; Viridiplantae; Streptophyta; Magnoliopsida; Fabales; Fabaceae. The record is from RefSeq and is a predicted model, not a curated record. The coding region runs from base 183 to 1619 and encodes 478 amino acids. Gene Ontology annotation, cellular component: plasma membrane raft; plasma membrane. The transcript is spliced from 2 exons.
UCGGAUAGGAUGGUUUUUGCCCUGAGAAUAAGUCAAAUAAGAUCCUAUAAAUAAGAUCCUACAACAAAUUCACUAGCUAUAAUAAGGAAUAAGAACACAGUCACUUCGUCCGCAAACGAUUAUCACAAUUCUUUAGCUUCAAUUUUCUUAUUCUAGCUUCUCGAAUUCAAACCAUUAUCAACAUGUACCGGGUAGCAAAGGCAUCAGAAUACCUUGUGAUAACUGGCGCCGGAAUUGACGAUGUAAAGCUUGAAAAGAAAGCAUGGAUUUUUCCAGGUCAAUCCUGCACUGUCUUCGACCUCUCACCGGUGAACUACACCUUCGAAGUUCAAGCCAUGAGUGCUGAAAAACUCCCUUUCGUCCUCCCUGCCGUCUUCACAAUCGGUCCUCGUGUUGACGAUUACGAAAGCCUCCUCAAAUAUGCCAAACUAAUUUCCCCUCAUGAUAAACUCUCCAAUCACGUUAAUGAACUUGUUCAAGGAAUCAUCGAAGGCGAGACACGUGUCCUCGUUGCUUCAAUGACGAUGGAAGAGGUUUUCAGAGGAACAAAAGAAUUUAAACAAGAAGUAUUCGACAAAGUUCAACUUGAAUUGAACCAAUUCGGAUUAUGGAUUUACAACGCCAAUGUUAAGCAAUUGGUGGAUGUGCCGGGUCAUGAAUAUUUCUCAUAUUUGGGACAAAAGACGCAAAUGGAAGCAGCAAAUCAAGCUAGGGUUGACGUGGCAGAAGCCAAGAUGAAAGGUGAAAUUGGUUCAAAAUUGAGGGAAGGACAAACGAUCCAGAACGCAGCGAAAAUUGAUGCAGAGACGAAGGUUAUUGCGAUGCAGAGGGCUGGAGAAGGUGAGAAACAGGGAAUUAAAGUGAGGACUGAAGUGAAAGUUUUUGAGAAUCAAAGAGAGGCUGAAGUGGCUGAGGCUAAUUCCGAGUUGGCUAAGAAGAAAGCUGCUUGGACAAUGGCGGCUCAAGUGGCUGAGCUUGAGGCUGCUAAAGCCGUGGCUCUAAGGGAAGCUGAGUUGCAAGGUGAGGUUGAGAGGAUGAAUGCUUUGACUACUACUGAGAAGCUUAAAGCUGAUUUCCUUAGCAAAGCUAGUGUUGAAUAUGACACUAAGGUACAAGAGGCUAACUGGGAAUUAUACAAGAAACAAAAAGAGGCUGAAGCAAUUCUGUAUGAGAAGAAGGCAGAGGCAGAAGCGCAAAAAGCAUUGGCAGAUUCCACAUUUUAUGCUCGCAAGCAAGAAGCUGAAGCAGAGCUAUACGCAAAGAAAAAAGAGGCAGAGGGGAUUAUGACACUUGGGAAUGCUCAAGGAGCGUAUGUAAGUACACUUCUCAAUGCACUUGGAAACAACUACACAGCUGUAAGGGAUUACUUGAUGAUAAAUGGUGGCAUGUUUCAAGAGAUUGCUAAGAUUAAUGCCGAGGCGGUACGCGGACUUGAGCCUAAGAUUAGUAUUUGGACUAAUGGUGGUGAUAAUAAUGGGGGAAUAACUGAAGGUGCCAUGGGUAUGAAAGAAGUUGCUGGUGUCUACAAGAUGUUGCCGCCUCUGUUUAAGACUGUCCAUGAGCAAACAGGCAUGUUUCCUCCGGCUUGGAUGGGAUCUUUACCUGACAAAAACUCUUAAUUUGGAGAUGCAAGUAUUAGGUUUACAAUAGCAGUACCUUUUAUUGUGUGAUAUGUGUUUUAUUCACCAGUCUUUUAUUAGUUUUAGGUUCAAACUACUACUAUGUCAUAUGAUGAUUUAGUUUACAUUUUUACAUGCUUGGUAUUUUUUGAAUGGAA